Molecule: messenger RNA, 507 nt
Organism: Penicillium pulvis
Lineage: Eukaryota; Fungi; Ascomycota; Eurotiomycetes; Eurotiales; Aspergillaceae
Product: gamma-glutamylcyclotransferase family protein
Exons: 1
Coding region: 1-507 (168 amino acids)
Source: RefSeq, a predicted model, not a curated record
AUGCGCGCGAAUCGAGAACCGCUUCCUCCACCGUCUCUCAUGGUCCGCAAAUUUCUUGAUUACGAGGCUUCUGACGAUACAAAGUCGGAUCUACCAGCUUCUAUUGAGCCUCCCGAGUCAGGCUGGCCACGAAUGCCGUUCAGGAGCGGCUAUUUCUUCCUUUAUGGUUCACUGAUGGAUCCGCUCACACUUACCAGAGUGCUGCAAUUGUCCGACCCUCCAAGAAUGCGUCCAGCUAGAGUGGUUGGUUACGAAAUCAAGUAUUGGGGACGAAAUUCUGCCCUUGUUGAUGGAGAGCCCUUCCAGCCAGUUGAUGGCUUUGCUUGUGAAAUCCUUUGCCGGGAACAUUGGGAUCGGCUUGUUGCCUACAUGGCGGAUCACUACGACGUUGGCUCCAUUUCUAUCGAUUUCAUUGAUACCAGGGAGACUGGUGUUGAAGGUGUUGCUUUCCACUGGAGAGGAUAUCCUGAAGAGUUGCGAGAUGAUAGCUUAAAUCUGGAGACCUAA